UUAUGGUUAAUUUAGUUGAGCUAUUUUCUGUCUCGAAGAAACUAAAACUGAAAACAUUGCCACUCGCACAAACUUCAAAUUUUAUUAAAUGCCAUUUUAUAAAUAAUUUUUAAAUGUUGUCGAUCGAUUAGAGUGACGAAAGAGUACGAAUAAUUCGGGAUUUUUAUCAUUAUCAGCUGCUUACAUUCUGUCAUAUGACACGCUUUAAUGGCUAAUCAAUCAAUAAAAGUGUUAGUGUAGCCUCAAUAACGUGAUGUAUGGCUUAGGCAUUGUUAAAUUGUCUUAUAUCAUCUUCAAAUAAAUCAUUUCAUUCUUGUCUUAAUCCCUGGAUAAAUGUAUACCAUGGUUACGCUCUUUUAGAAUCUGGUAUCGUAUCCCGAAAGAACGAAGUUAAUAUAUUAAUAAAAAAUGCAACCAAUUUGCUAAUUGGUGGUUUCGCUUAUUGGAUUUUUGGAUUUUCUUUAAGUUUCGGGGAUGGCCUCAAAACUAUUUGGUUUGCUACAGGUCGCUUCUUUACUCAAGCUUCACUUCAGGAUAUGGGCGUUUUAUAUUCAAAGUUUGUCUUUCACCUCGGUUACUGCACUACUUCUACUACUCUAGUGUCUGGAUCCAUGGCUGAAAGAUGUAAAUUUACCGCAUAUUGUCUAGUUUCUUUUUUAAAUAUCUUUAUCUACUGUAUACCCGCGGGUUGGAUGUGGAGAGAGGAUGGUUUUCUGGCUGUUCUGGGUGCCGUGGAUAUUGGAGGAUCGGGAAUAGUACAUUUAGUAGGAGGGUGUUCGGGUUUAGUUGCUGCCAUUAUUUUAGGACCCAGAGUAGGAAGAUAUGAUCAAGGAUUCGAACCUCUUCCUCUUGGAAAUCCUACUAAUGCACUCUUAGGGCUGUUCAUGCUAUGGUGGGGUUGGUUAGGAUUUAAUUCUGGAAGCACGUUUGGUAUCAUGGAAAAUAAAUGGAAAUAUUCUUCCAGAGCAGCCGUAACAACUAUUUUAGCAUCGACAGGAGGAGGAAUGGUCGGCAUGUGCUUCAGUUUCUUUACUAAGAAAGGUCUUCAUGACGUGAGCAUUCUUAUGGAUUCUGUUAUGGGAUCAAUGGUAGCCAUUUCAGGAGGAGCACCAAUAGUACGUCCAUGGCAAGCAAUCGUUAUCGGAAUGAUUGCAGGAUUAAUUAUUGUUUUGGUGGUUCCUCUUCUAGAUUGGUUACACGUAGACGAUCCUACAAACACGUUUGCAGUUCACGGUGUGGGAGGACUCUGGGGUAUGAUAGCAAUUGGUCUCUUUCCCGAAAGAGAUACCAUUAGAAACUAUACAAGAAAUUUAUCUGGUCUUUUCGUCGGAGGCGGUUGCAAAUUGCUAAUUAUUCAGAUUUUAGCUUCUGGAUGUCUCAUAUGUUGGAGUUUAUUGGUAUCAACUAUUUUUCUCUUACUAAUUAACGUCACUAUUGGCCUACGAAUGACUAUCGAAGAAGAGAUAAUGGGACCAGACUACGUCGACCAUAAUUUACAACACGACGGUAACAUUAAUGUUUUGAGAGUUUUAAAAGAAAAAUCCGAAGGUUCUCUUCGUCGUAGAAACACUAGUCACGUGAUAAGAAACGAUAAUAAAAUCCAUCCCAAGUCGUUAAAAAUUAGUACUAUCAGCAAUAACGAAUAAAAUUAUAAUUUUAUGUUGGAUUAAAUAAUAACGAAAUGCGGCACAUUCUUAAGAAGUGAUAACAUAAAUUUUAAAUUUGGCAUAAAUAAUCAUUAAUUAAUGUCCUCAUUUAUUAAUAAAUUAGUUUAAUGAAAUAAAUUUGAAGGAAAAUAACUUUUGUGUAGACAUGAAUCAAUAUUCAUUUUUUAAAAUCAGUUGUUUACAUCGGUGACUCUCA
Messenger RNA from Centruroides sculpturatus (bark scorpion), 1863 nucleotides. RefSeq names its product putative ammonium transporter 3. The transcript is spliced from 8 exons. NCBI's taxonomy places the organism in Eukaryota, Metazoa, Arthropoda, Arachnida, Scorpiones, Buthidae. Gene Ontology annotation, cellular component: plasma membrane. Gene Ontology annotation, molecular function: ammonium channel activity. The record is from RefSeq and is a predicted model, not a curated record. Bases 537 to 1646 code for a protein of 369 amino acids. Gene Ontology annotation, biological process: ammonium transmembrane transport; ammonium homeostasis.